CCCCGCCUCCUCCAGUCCCUCCACUCCCCGUACCCAGGAAGGCCGUGUGGGUUUCGAGCUCUGCUUUCGCUUUCCCUUCCUGGUACCCACUCCUGGCUCCUCGUGCGGUGCUCGGCCCCCGGCCCCAGCCAUGGCCACGCUCAGGGUCCAGCCUGAAGCCCAAGCCAAGGUGGAUGUGUUUCGUGAAGACCUGUGUAGCAAGACAGAGAACCUACUUGGGAGCUAUUUCCCCAAGAAGAUUUCUGAGCUGGAUGCAUUCUUAAAGGAGCCGGCUCUCAAUGAAGCCAACCUAAGCAAUCUAAAGGCUCCACUGGACAUCCCAGUGCCUGAUCCAGUCAAGGAGAAAGAGAAAGAGGAGCGGAAAAAACAACAGGAGAAGGAAGACAAGGAUGAAAAGAAAAAAGGGGAGGAUGAAGACAAAGGUCCUCCUUGUGGCCCAGUGAACUGCAAUGAGAAGGUCGUGGUCCUCCUACAGCGCCUAAAGCCCGAGAUCAAGGAUGUCAUUGAGCAGCUCAAUCUGGUCACUACCUGGUUGCAGCUACAGAUACCUCGGAUUGAGGAUGGGAAUAAUUUUGGAGUGGCUGUCCAGGAGAAGGUGUUUGAGCUGAUGACCAACCUUCAUACCAAGCUGGAAGGCUUCCAUACUCAAAUCUCUAAGUACUUCUCAGAGAGGGGUGAUGCGGUGACGAAGGCAGCCAAGCAGCCCCAUGUGGGGGAUUAUCGGCAGCUGGUACAUGAGCUGGAUGAAGCAGAGUACCGGGACAUACGACUGAUGGUCAUGGAGAUCCGUAAUGCUUAUGCUGUGUUAUAUGACAUUAUCCUGAAGAACUUUGAGAAACUCAAGAAGCCACGUGGAGAAACAAAGGGGAUGAUCUACUGAGUGCCUCCUCUCAUUCUGUGAUGGCUACAGCAGAGACCUGCCUGCUUCUCACCAGGCACUCCACACUUUACCCUACCUUCCUCCUGCUGGGGUUUCUCCCUCACUUUGCCUCCCAAACACAAUAAAUAUAUCACUGCCCACCA
Messenger RNA from Nannospalax galili (Upper Galilee mountains blind mole rat), 1023 nucleotides. RefSeq names its product proteasome activator subunit 1 (gene Psme1). The transcript is spliced from 11 exons. Gene Ontology annotation, molecular function: endopeptidase activator activity. NCBI's taxonomy places the organism in Eukaryota, Metazoa, Chordata, Mammalia, Rodentia, Spalacidae. The record is from RefSeq and is a predicted model, not a curated record. Gene Ontology annotation, biological process: regulation of proteasomal protein catabolic process; regulation of G1/S transition of mitotic cell cycle; positive regulation of endopeptidase activity. Gene Ontology annotation, cellular component: proteasome activator complex; cytoplasm; nucleoplasm. The coding region runs from base 131 to 880 and encodes 249 amino acids.